Molecule: messenger RNA, 1011 nt
Organism: Argiope bruennichi
Lineage: Eukaryota; Metazoa; Arthropoda; Arachnida; Araneae; Araneidae
Exons: 5
Coding region: 93-905 (270 amino acids)
Source: RefSeq, a predicted model, not a curated record
CGUUACGUAGCAGGAUGGCACGAUUUCCGUUGAUAACCUGGAUGGCUAUAAAUUUCAAACACUUUCAUUUCUGAGAUUUAUAAAACUGCAAAAUGUGGACUGUACUGCUGAUUGCUUUUGCUUUUACGGGAGGUAAAGUAGAGUCUACUUCACAGGAGUGCGAUGCAAUGCUUGUUGCCUGCCAUGAUAUGUAUCCAGAAACACGGCUCACAGCUGUUGAUAAAGCUCCAGACGAAGCGGAGUUGGAAACACUCUGCCCAGUUCUAGUGAAGAUGUCUGGUUGCUUUGAAGAUUACGUAAAAGAAUGCACUGAAUUUGACCGAUAUCCUCUUUUUCCUUUUUACCGACAAGAUGGAAGGUUCUACAAAGAAAUUUGUGACAAAAACUCUGUACUACGACCAAAGUACCUGACGAAUGUCAAUUGUUAUAAGCGAAUAGAGAAGAAGAAUUUAGCAAUAGGUUCAAAUCUUCUUGAACAUUCCCUUUUUCUUUCAGAGUACCUGACGAAUGUCAAUUGUUAUAAGCGAAUAGAGAAGAAGAAUUUAUACACGCAAUGUUAUAAAGAAGCUUCGGAAUUUUACAACCAGUACGUUCAUAAUAAAAGCGUCAGUGAACCUGAACGAGUCUUGUUUGGACAUUGCAAACGAAUGCCGUACGUUUUGGGAUGCGAAGCACUGGAUGUUCAAAAUUCAUGUGGUGACACAGCAUUGGAAACUUUCCUCGAAAUGGAGAAACUCAAGGAUUCUACGAAUGAAAUCAAAUUCUGCCUUCGGAAUUCGGAGCAGAAAAAUGAAAUUUACAACGAUUUCCUACCUUCCUUAAAGAUCUCGGAAAAUCUCAGAGGAAAAAUCAAUAAAGUCCUCGAUGCCAUGGAAGUAGAAGUUGCAGCAUAUCCUGAUUAUUAAAUUCUGAGAUUGUUUUAAAAGUUGAUUUUUUUAUUUCUUUUUGUUUCUUCUUUUUAUUAUAUUCUAAUAAUAAGGUCAAAUAAAACAUGAUGUUUAUUUAUUGAAA